CACACAGCACCCCAUGGGGAAAAGACGCGGACGGACAUUAUGGGGAAAUGUCCAAAUACUUCCUAUUGUCCGACUUAUUCGCCCGACCAUAAUCAUCAGCAUCAUCAUCAUCAUUAGCAGCAGCAGCAGCAGCACACUCACGUAGCAUUUAUGAUUAGUUGCUGCAUGAAUUAUAACCUCUUUUCCGUCACCGGUCCGGGGUAUAUUGCCUUUCUUUUCACCUUUCUCUCUUUAUUUUCGCUUUCUUUUUUCCCUGAGAAAGUCGCUAUCUCUACUGCAACAUUACUUCUCCUGACUCUUUUAUACAGUAGCGAAGUAUGACUACCAGUAACUACAGCAACCCUAUUAUUUCGGGAUUCAACCCAGAUCCUUCUAUUUGUCGUGUUGGUAACGACUUCUACCUGGUGACUAGCACCUUCCAGUUUUUCCCGGGCGUACCCAUCUACCAUUCGCAAGACCUGGCGAAUUGGACUCAGAUU
This is a messenger RNA of Zychaea mexicana, 479 nucleotides long. RefSeq lists its product as uncharacterized. Bases 151 to 321 code for a protein of 56 amino acids. The transcript has a single exon. The record is from RefSeq and is a predicted model, not a curated record. NCBI's taxonomy places the organism in Eukaryota, Fungi, Mucoromycota, Mucoromycetes, Mucorales, Lichtheimiaceae.